Messenger RNA from Fusarium sp. VM40, 1434 nucleotides. The record is from the annotation of a GenBank genome assembly. Lineage: Eukaryota; Fungi; Ascomycota; Sordariomycetes; Hypocreales; Nectriaceae.
AUGACAGGCUGCUGUGCUGUGAAGUCCACUCCGCCCGCACCAACUGUACCGCCGUUAGACCCUGGCUUGAGAGCCUCUAAAAUUUCACCACCUCACCACAGCCCACCUCCAAAACCAACAUCACCACCCCUCCUCAAGCAUGUCCCCAGCACCAUGGAUAUGCCGAACCUGCACAAGAGCGUUAACACGCUCUCACAUGCGCCAGUUCGUGCGCUUCGCCACCAAUGCCGUAUUUCAGAUGCCUCACCACUCCUCGCACCAGCCCUCCUACAACGCGCCCAAUCCCUAACUACCGAACACGACGACCUCCAAAAAACCCUCAACUCCUCCUUCGAUUCCAACACAGCUAAGCGAGUCGGAGAACUCUCCCGUGUUGCGGAAGCCCUCAAAGAGUGGGAAUCGUCUCAGGCGUCGGUCACAGAAUUGACGUCUAUGCUUGACGACCCUGAUCAAGACGCCGAUCUCGCUGCUAUCGCCCGUGAUGAGCUCAGCUCCGAGACAGGGAAGCUCGACUCCCUCGCCCGCAAGCUUUCCGCCAGCUUGACACCCCGCCAUCCUUUCGCAGAUUUCCCAUGCAUGAUCGAGUUCCGCCCCGGCCCUGGUGGUCUUGAAGGCCGGUUCUUUAUGGAUACGCUGUUCAAGAUGUACAAGGCGCUAUGCAUGCGUCGAGGUUACCGCCAUACAGUCGUCAAGUACGAAUUCGCCGAUGGUGCAGGCGACUCGUCUUCCUCAGCCGGCGAGAACCCCCUCCAAGAAGCCAUUCUCGAGGUCCACGACCAAGGCGCCUUCGACAUCUUCCGUGGGGAAGCAGGCAUGCACCGUGUUCAGCGCAUUCCUAGCACCGAGACAAAAGGCCGCGUGCACACCAGCGCAGUCGCAGUGUGGGUUCUUCCCUCGUUUCCCGAAAACGGAGCAACCAACAUCGACUUCGACGAUCCCGAGAGCGACUUCUACGUAAAUCCCCAGGAACUCAAGAUUGAGACGAUGCGAGCCCGAGGUGCAGGAGGACAGCACGUUAACAAAACCGAGUCCGCGAUCCGCAUGACACAUUUACCCACAGGCACGACGGUGUCGAUGCAGGAUCAUCGUUCCCAGCAGCGCAAUCGUGAGGAAGCGUGGAAGUUGAUGAGAUCACGAAUUGCCGAUCAGCGACGAGAGGCUCGCGAAGAGGAGGCAUCAAAGUUGAGGAACAGUGUGCUCUCAAAGACACAGAUCACGCGAGGUGAUAAGAUCCGCACGUACAACUACAACCAGGACCGAUGUACCGACCAUCGCGCUGGCGUUGAUGUGUACGGCUUGUCAAAUGUGUUGGAAGGUGGUGAAAAGAUGGACAGAAUCAUGGACGGCGCCAAGGAUUGGCUUGUUAGCAAGGAUAUUGAACUUCUCAUGGCUGAAGAAGAGGCCAAGGAAAAGCAGACAAAGAAGACCAAAUAG